AAAACGCAGCUCUGUUUUUUUUCCUCAAUGGGUGGUAGCAGCUGUUUGCUCCAUAAUUUCCAGUUGAGAAAGUAUGGGAAUGUAGCAAGAUCACUUCAAAAAAAUAUAUCUUAUCGGACACUUUAGAAAAGACACACAUGAACCUUGUCAAUCAGUCUUACUUUGACCAAAUAACUACAGACAUUUCAAGUUUGAACAAGUUCAGACAAAAUAGUGGGUAACUAAGCUAGCACCCAAGCUAGUAAAAGGACUUAGCGACGCAUCUGGACCAGUCUGGUAGUACGGUCCGGAACAAUGCAGGCCAUAAAGUGUGUCGUGGUUGGGGACGGAGCUGUGGGUAAGACAUGUCUGCUGAUCAGCUACACGACCAACGCCUUCCCUGGAGAGUACAUCCCCACAGUGUUUGACAACUACUCUGCCAAUGUGAUGGUGGAUGGAAAACCAGUCAACCUGGGCCUUUGGGAUACAGCAGGACAGGAGGACUACGACAGACUCCGCCCCCUCUCCUACCCACAGACGGAUGUGUUCCUUAUCUGUUUCUCCCUCGUGAGUCCUGCCUCAUUUGAAAACGUCCGUGCCAAGUGGUACCCAGAGGUCAGGCACCACUGUCCCAACACGCCCAUCAUCCUAGUGGGCACCAAGUUGGAUCUGAGGGAUGAUAAGGACACCAUCGAGAAGCUCAGGGAGAAGAAGCUCACCCCUAUCACCUACCCCCAGGGCCUGGCCAUGGCCAAAGAGAUCGGUAUGUGCGGUGAAGUACCUGGAGUGCUCGGCCCUGACCCAGCGCGGCCUGAAGACUGUGUUUGACGAGGCCAUCCGGGCGGUCCUCUGCCCCCCGCCUGUCAAGAAGAGGAGAAGGAAGUGCUCCCUGCUCUAGAACCCCGCAGACAGGAAGUGUCGGGAUGUGGGCACACGCCGGGCAGGGAGACAGACAACGCAGACACAAAAGCAUUUUACUUCGGAAUCUUUCCUUUUAUAUAUAAUAUAUUAGUCUCUACUAGUACAGCACUGGGACACACUGUUCCUUUGUUAAAAGAAACUGAAUAUACAGAUAGGUUUAGGAAUGGGUGACAUCACUGAAGUGUAAGAAAUUCCAGAGGCCUUCUAAAAAUGGAUUUAAACUUCUGUGAGAAGGAUGAUGAAAUGUUUUUGAUUUGUUGCUCUUACUCGUAGUCCAUAUUGUUUACAGUCUUGAGGUUGUUUUGGGUGGAGUGUGAAUUUGCCAAACUGCAUACUGCAGAUAUUAGAAGCUGUACAGCAGACAGACACUAAACUUGUUGCUAUUUCUUUAGGUUUACCUCUUUAACAGUACAGCUAAUAAUUUGGCAUGAUGCACUGCAGUUAACGGUUACAUGGUUAAGAUGGCAUUCUAUUUGUGGGGUGGCAUUCUUUAUAACAUGGAAAUCCAGAACUAGCCAAGUUAAUAGCAUCACCAAUUUUAUUUUCACCUCCAACUACUAAUUAAUGUACCAUACAUCUAAUUAGACUAGGACUGAGUUUUGGAAACACUGGUUUAGCCAACAGUGCUUUUUGUAGAUUGGAAAAAGCGUGAUCCUUCAGUAUUUAAUGGGAGAGCUGGCGUGCCUCGUUGCACGGUUGAACCUGUUAGUCAAAAAUGUUGUAUCCCCCACCCGCUCCUGCCGUGUCCUCCCUGUACUGUCUGAACCGAAUCGUUGCCUGAGAAAAACAAAGCUUGCGACUUUAUAUGAGAAGAUUGGAUGUGAGGACUGUUUUGGGUGUCGAUGUGAGAUAAAAGCACCUUUUAUAUUAGUCUUUGGGCAUUUAUCAGAAACUACUCAUGCAGUGAUUUCUUCUGUGUAUUUUUUUUGUGAAUAGCCCAUUUGAUUUACAGUAGCCACACCUACUUGGAAGGCGGAGCAAAGGAGAGAGCAUUUAAAUGACUGAGGAAUGUUGUAACGGUAACUAAGCUACAGUCAGUAAGGACAUAGUGUGUAUAUAUUCAUCUUUGGUUACCAUUUGAAUUCAAUUGGCUAUUUUGUAUUAAAAAAAUUCCACGGAAGUGAAUCACUCACUGUAUUUUUAAACAAACUAUGAACACUAUUGUUUACCAACUACAAAUAAACCUUUAAUUUUCCUACACAUCUAGCCUUUUGUAAUUAAUGCAGAUGGCAUGAAAUGUGCUACAUAUACUGAUACAUAUACAUUUAUUUUUUUCAUUUACAAAUUUGACCUACAAGAUAUGUAACUGUUAUUCAGGCAUCAAGCUGCGCUCCAACUGAGCCAAUGUUGUGGCCCUUUGGUUUUAUGGAUAAAGCAAUUUGUCACUUUGAGAAUCAUUAAAUUUGAAUUAAACAUA
Messenger RNA from Oncorhynchus masou masou (cherry salmon), 2317 nucleotides. RefSeq names its product ras-related C3 botulinum toxin substrate 1-like. Gene Ontology annotation, cellular component: cell projection; cytoplasmic vesicle; cytoskeleton. Bases 295 to 807 code for a protein of 170 amino acids. Lineage: Eukaryota; Metazoa; Chordata; Actinopteri; Salmoniformes; Salmonidae. The transcript has 6 exons. The record is from RefSeq and is a predicted model, not a curated record. Gene Ontology annotation, biological process: motor neuron axon guidance; cortical cytoskeleton organization; small GTPase-mediated signal transduction. Gene Ontology annotation, molecular function: GTPase activity; protein kinase binding; GTP binding.